UGCCGGUCGCUAAAUGUUUUAGCAUGGAUUGCAGAGCUUCAGACUUUACCAAAUAUACUUUAUUUUUAAGCUACAGUUUAUGUAUGUUUUAGUAAUCACGAAAUAUAUAUUUUACUGUACACGUUGAUCAAUAGAGUAUAAGGUGUGGAAAUCAGUUACUUUAUCUAGCUAGCUAAUCCUACAUGAAAUAGCUAGCUAGCUAACAUAAACUGGUCAGCAACUUUAGCUACAAACUCCUAUUCACAGUGUAAAUGAUGGGGGAGGAGACCAAGUCCCUUCAUCUGGAUGAGGGACUGUCUGUAAAGGAAGAGGAGUUAGGACAGGCAGAGGGAAAGAUGAACCAAGUGGAGGAUGAACAACCAGAGGAGGUUGAAGAGGAAGAUGAGGAGGAUGAAGAAGCAUUGCCACACUCUGAAUUCCUGGACAUCUUUGAAGAAGGACUGGCUCGCCUUGUACAGGACCCUCUACUCUGUGACCUCCCCAUUCAGGUGACUCUGGAGGAGGUGAAUUCCCAGGUUGCCCUGGAGUAUGGCCAAGCCAUGACUGUCCGUGUAUGCAAAGCGGAUGGCGAAGUAAUGCCCAUAGUGGUGGUGCAGAAUGCUAUGGUGCUGGAUUUGAAGAAAGCCAUCCAGAGGUUCAUGGAGCUGAAACAGCAACGGGAGGGUGGGGUAAAGCACGUCAGCUGGAGGUACGUAUGGAGAACCUUUCAUCUCGUAUUUCAAGGAGAGAAGCUUGAUGAUGACAAAAUGAAACUAAAGGAUUAUGGGAUCAGAAACAGAGAUGAGGUGACAUUCAUGAAGAGACUGAGGAAGAAGUGAAACGGAGAUCUCACUACCGUGUGGAGUCCUGCCUACUCUGUGAGUUGCCUGCACAGUUCCCAUUGCUUCAGACCUCUAUGAUUCAACUUGGAGAUGUACAGCAACUAUAUUCAUACACUGACAUGAUUCAGUUGAUGUCUAAAAGGUUUUUCAAUUGACAUCUCAAACGUUUUUACAUGUUGUAGAUAUGAUUGUGUGGAAUGUUUCGUACGGUCUCAAUUUUUUAUUGUUUAGACAUAUUCUCUUGUCAAAUUGUGCCACUUCAAAUAUGAA
Molecule: messenger RNA, 1091 nt
Organism: Salvelinus namaycush (lake trout)
Lineage: Eukaryota; Metazoa; Chordata; Actinopteri; Salmoniformes; Salmonidae
Product: U11/U12 small nuclear ribonucleoprotein 25 kDa protein-like
Exons: 6
Coding region: 252-818 (188 amino acids)
Biological process (GO): mRNA splicing, via spliceosome
Cellular component (GO): U12-type spliceosomal complex
Molecular function (GO): protein binding
Source: RefSeq, a predicted model, not a curated record